AUGGGCGAAAGCUUAAACAAACGCAUAGAAAAUUUACGUAAACAGAGCAGACUUUUGUUAGCGCAAGCAGAUAAGAAUUCUAAAAAAGUUAAACGUGAAAUUAAAAAAAUAAAUUCGCAAAAUUUGUCAUUUGGAGAAAAUUAUAGAGAUCAUGUUGGUGAAAGAAAUUCAUGGAAAUUGAGAAAUGAUUCUAGUGGAGUUGCUGGAGCCUUAUGUCAAAAUUAUUACUGUAGUAGCCCAAAUCAGACACUUACAUCAAUGCCUAAUAAAUCAACCAUCAAGAGAGUACUAGUAUCCUCAAAGAAACACUCUGAAAAUCAACAUUAUUCAGAAAAUAUUAGUAGGAAGCCAGUAAAAGAAUGUUAUUGUAAUAUUGACACUAAAAAAGUUCAACUAAGGUCAAGAAGAACACAACACAAACAAAGUUCUCCUUGCAAAUGCUGCAAAAGUCAUGUUAACUUCACUGCAGUACCAGUAGAAUACAACUUUGAAAAACCAACUGUAACUUCACCAAUCAGUUGUGAAACUCUGAGAAGGGUAGAAAAAAUAGACUAUGCACCUAGAUCCCAAUUUUUGCGCAAUGUCAGAAGUAAAGUUUCCCUACUGCAAACAGCUGCAGCAACAGGAGACUCUCCAGAGUCCUGUUCUAGAUCACAACAUUAUCAUGAAUUCAUGGCCAGAAAAAAUAUACACAAUGCUGAUCCCAUGCAUCAGCUAAGAACUGAUGAUAAAAAAUCACAAACCAGCAAUCACCUAACAAAAUAUAUACCUGUAAGAUCUGAAACAACGGAGGAAUCUUCCAGCUCUGAAGCUGAAAAUAUAGAUAGAUCCAGUAAAGGAGUUCACGUGCCCCUGAAAAAACAUUCAAAACCAAAAGUUUUAGUCAAAAGAACUCUCUCCUCCAAAACUUCUGUACCUGAUGUGAAAAAGACUAAACCAAGUUCAAAAGUAGCAACUAAGAGUAAAAAAACAGUAUCUAGCAAAGAGUGUCAAUAUUGUGACAAGAAUAAACCAGAACAUUCCAAAAAUGUAUUGCAAAGGGAUAAUUAUACUGAAUCGGAAGAUUAUCAAGGUACUGUUUGUACAAACAGGUUACCAAAAGAAAGUGACAGAGAGUUUCUUUCUGAAAGAGAAAUGAGGGAACUAAAGAAAUUCCGCGAACAAAAUUACUUUGACACUCAUGGAUCCAAUCACACUUUAGUAUCAUCCAAAUCUUCUGGUUCUUUGGAACAGUAUUUAUUAAAUGACAGAUUGUUUCCUGAACAUACAGGAAGGAUCCACAAGAAAGACCUUGUUGUAACAAUGCCACCUUGUGCCACUACGCAACGUAAACGGAUACAUUAUUUCCCGCGAUAUAUCGUUCGUCAAGAGAAGAGCAAUUUUAACGGAAAUUGCAAGAAGAAACGCUGUCAAACUUGUCCUUUGACUGGCCAUGCCAUAGACCUUGGAAUAACUAAAAUAAGACCUCCUUUGAACAGUUUAGCUCUUAAGUAUCAAAAACGAUUGCCUUGA
Molecule: messenger RNA, 1512 nt
Organism: Habropoda laboriosa
Lineage: Eukaryota; Metazoa; Arthropoda; Insecta; Hymenoptera; Apidae
Exons: 2
Coding region: 1-1512 (503 amino acids)
Source: RefSeq, a predicted model, not a curated record